AUGGCUGCCGACCAAGCGCGACAGGAGCAACAGCUCACUAACAUACUCGUAGUUGGCGGAAAUGCCGUCUCUGCCUUCAUGUCAUGGAGACUCUCGGCGACCAACGCAUGCGACGUCACCCUCGUGUGGAAGAACGGCUUCGAGAACGUGUCGCAGUACGGCCUUUCAUUCAAGUCUGCUACGUUUGGAAACGAAAGAUUUAAGCCCAGACAAGUCGUUCGAACUCCUGAAGAAGCAGCAAAGACAUCGAGAGCGCCGUACGACUACGUCCUCCUGUGCGUCAAGGCUCUCCCCGACGUUUACGACAUUGCCUCCAUCAUUGAGUCGGUCGUCGCUCCUCAGCACACAUGUAUCCUGAUCAACACAACACACUCUCUCGGUGUCGAGUCGUAUCUCGAGCAAAGAUUCCCCACAAACGUCGUUCUGUCUCUGGUCGCUGGCGCCGAGCUCUCACAACUGGGCCCCAGCGAAUUCGAGCACAAGGGCACGGCCGAGAUCUGGGUUGGACCUGCCAAUAAAAAUCCAUCGAUCCCUGCGUCGAUACAGUCCGACAUGGCUGAGGCAUUGGCUAUGACAUUGAGCUCAGGUCAGGUGGACUGCAAGGUGUCGACUAACAUCCGACAGCAACAAUACGAGCGCAUGAUUGGCCCUAUCGCCUUCCAUCCCGCUAGUGUCUUGUUCGAGACUUCCAACCACGCCGAGCUACUCGAGAAGACUGGCGCCCGCGCAAUGAUUAGCGGCAUCAUCGACGAAAUUCUCCUUCUUGCAAAGUCCCAAGGCUGCGACUUCCCCGAAAAUUUCCGCGAGCAGACUAUGGAAGCCAUGAUCCAGCCCACAGCAACACCCAGCACUAUGUAUCAAGACUUCACUGCCCGUCGACCUUUAGAAAUCGAGACCUUCCUCGGCGCUCCCAUCAAGCUCGCUCAAGACGUCGGUGUUCCCGUUCCUCGCAUCGAGACGCUGUAUGCUCUGCUCCACAACGCCAACACACUGAACCAAUCCCGCCCGCCUCCAUCAGCAGCUAUCGCCCCGCAGCCUACCCCCGCACAAACACCUCGUAUGGGCCCUGGUCCCAUGGGUCCUGGCCCUAAUCAGCGUGGCCCAAUGAACGGCCCCAUGCCCGGCCAUCCCGGUAGACCUGGAAUGAUGAGACCUGGAAGCAGAGCUCCUUCGAUGACUGGUGGCCCACCUCCCCAAAUGCGCAGAGGCCCUUCAAUGAACAACGGCUUCGGUCCACAGAUGAGAAUGAACGGAAAUGGACACCGUGGUCCGCCUCAGCAGCAGACCCGUCGCCCUUCUCUCGAAGGCAAUGAACUCGAGGAAUUCAGCCAUCUGAUGCUUUACGACAACUUGCCAGAGGGCGCUCUGCCCGAGGGUGCCAUUCCCGAGGGUGCCGGCCCUGGAGGCGAGAUGGGACUUCGCGAAAGAGAAUUGGCCCUUCGUCAGAGAGAGCUGUCUCUGAGAGAGCAAGAGUUCCACAUGAGACGUCGCAUGCCUCCUCCCCCUGCUUCUCACGCUGGAGGUUACGAAGAGGAUGACGAAGACGGUGAAGACUUUUUUGAUCCUAUGGCUGCAGGAAGAAACGUCCCGGUCAUUGACCCUGAUAACUUCGACAUGAUGAGUGUCACUUCAAAACGCACCCGCAAGGCACCAAGCGCCAACCAACUCCGCAACAACCCCGAAAUGGGAGGUCCUCAGAUGAGAGGAGGCGGUGGAGGUGGCAGAGGCAUGUUCGGAAGGCCUAAGGUGCAAAACCGAACCAGCGCCAGACUGAUGUCAGAAAUUCCCGGUCUGCACGAAAACCUCAUGGGCAACCCGUUGCUAGGUUACUCUUCGGACAGAUACGGAGGUGUUGACCGUCACAAUCUUGGACAGGAAUCGAGAACCAACUCACUUACUGCAGAGCGCCUGAACGAACUUUCAAGAGGCGGUCCCCCGGGACAAGGCCCUUACCCUGGCCCGAUGCCCCCUCCGAUGGGCCGACGUGCAAGCAACUCACCCGGACACCCUCUGGGACCUCCAAUGGGACCUCCAAGAGGACCCCCUGGUCAACAACGUCCUUACCCACCAAAUGGACAGAACGGAUAUCCGCCACAUAUGAACGGCCGGCCAUCACCUCCUGGUGUCAUGGGCUCGCCGAUGCAACAACGCCCACCAACUCAACAAGGCCAAGUGCCGCAGCAUGUUGAACAGCAGAACGGGGUGAGCCAUCUCUAUCCGCCCAAAAGCGGCCCUCAAGAACGCAGUCUGACAGGUUCCGCGAGCGCUAGCGCGGGGAGUGGUGAUAGCAACCACUCGGUGCCCCUUGAUUCCGACCCAUCGGCCCACAGCAGCUCUAGCAGUCUAGGACCCCGCCCACCCCACGGCUUCCGAUAG
Aureobasidium pullulans EXF-150 is the source of this 2376-nucleotide messenger RNA. RefSeq lists its product as uncharacterized. Gene Ontology annotation, molecular function: oxidoreductase activity. The record is from RefSeq and is a predicted model, not a curated record. Gene Ontology annotation, cellular component: cytoplasm. Bases 1 to 2376 code for a protein of 791 amino acids. The transcript is spliced from 4 exons. Lineage: Eukaryota; Fungi; Ascomycota; Dothideomycetes; Dothideales; Saccotheciaceae.